UCAUUUUCAAUUGACAGUUAUAUUCACGUGUUUACAGAUUUUCCGUGCAGCUGAAAUGCACAUAAAUAUUUAAAAUUGUACGAAAAUUAAUGAAAAAUAACCAUGUUGUUAUUAGAAGAUAAGGAAGUAGACAUAUUCGUCGCUAGUAAGAUAGGUUCUUUUAAACAUAUAAAAUACCACACAGACACAACCAAGAACAGUAAGAAGAACACGGAGAACUUAGUUGACAUCAAGACAUUGCAGAAAGAUGAAGGCAUCACCCGGCUGGAGUGGGGGAACCCUGAGCAGACAGAAAUACUUGUUGGCAGGAAGAAUCAACAGAUCCAAAUAUACAACACUCUCCAAGGCUUCACGAAGUCCUACACAGCGGACUUCGCUCCCGGUGAAGUGGUGGGGCUCGGCAGAAGUAAGCGUAAGAUGUUAGCAGCCGUCUCCAGCGGGGUUGUUAAGAUCUGGAGCAAGAAGUCUGAGGAGCUGGUGAACGUGGGGAAGAUUGAUCGCAUGAGGGUCUGUCCUGAUGAUGAUACGGUUUUUGGGACUGGCGGAGAAGAGAAUGACUUAAAAAUCUGGCGCAUAGGAGAGCCCCAACCCACCUUCGCAGCCAAGAACUUAGCUCACGACUGGCUGCAGCUGCGGCGGCCGGUGUGGGUGUCGGACCUGGUGUUCCUCCACGGAGAAGGUGGCAGACUGGCUGCAUGCUGCUCCAGACAUGGUUAUGUUAGGCUAUAUGACAGCCGUGCUCAAAGGAGGCCGGUUAUAUGUGUGGACUUCGAGAAAAUGGCGGCCACCUGCAUCACCAACAGUUUUGAUGAACGCCAAGUCCUAGUAGGUUUCGGUCGAGGUCAGCUGCAUCAGGUGGACCUUCGCAAAGGCAAGCCGGACCGCGGCUACAAGGGCUGCGUGGGCGCAGUCUCCGACAUCAGCGUAGUUAGAGAGAAACGACUUAUAGUCAGCUGUAGUUUAGACAGGCAUAUGAGGGUCCAUGAUUAUAAUAGCAAGGAGUUGGUUUAUAAGCAAUACUUAACAUCGAAACUAUCCUGCGUGUUAGUACAAACGGAGAGCUCAACCCCUCUCACUAAAGUGGAGAGUGAGAUAAAGGAAGAAGUAGAAGAUGUGGUCAAGGUGGAAGCUGAUGAUGGAGACGACUUGGACCAUCUGUUUGAGAACAUGGAGACCGUUGGUGAGAAACCAAAAAGGCCCAAACAGGCGGAUAUAGAAGAGUUGCCAGCUAAGAAAAUCAAGCCCUCAUCUGACGGUUGUACGGAUGGUGACAUUGAAGAAAAUACUGAGGAUGCUAUUAAGAAAUUAUUGAAGAGCACUGAAAAGCUGAAACGUAAGAGAGAUCAGAAGAAACGGGAGAAGAAAGCUAAGAGUGUGUUCCAUAAUGCGUAGAAAUAAAGUUUUUAGUA
This is a messenger RNA of Helicoverpa zea (corn earworm), 1409 nucleotides long. Its product is annotated as WD repeat-containing protein 74. Gene Ontology annotation, cellular component: preribosome, large subunit precursor; nucleolus. Gene Ontology annotation, molecular function: protein binding. NCBI's taxonomy places the organism in Eukaryota, Metazoa, Arthropoda, Insecta, Lepidoptera, Noctuidae. The record is from RefSeq and is a predicted model, not a curated record. Gene Ontology annotation, biological process: ribosomal large subunit biogenesis. Bases 103 to 1392 code for a protein of 429 amino acids. The transcript has 8 exons.